CCAGCUCGACUUCGCUUCCUCGUCGGACUGAAUUCUCGCAACAAUGGCGACCGAGUUGACCGUCCAGUCGGAACGUGCGUUCCAGAAGCAGCCUCACAUCUUCGUCAACCCCAAGUCUCAGGCGAAGAGCAAGAAGGUUGGCACCGGCCGCAGAUGGUACAAGGAUGUCGGUCUGGGUUUCCGUACCCCCAAGGCCGCCAUUGAGGGCAGCUUCAUCGACAAGAAGUGCCCCUUCACCGGUCUGGUUUCCAUCCGUGGCCGUAUCCUGACCGGCCGUGUCGUCUCCACCAAGAUGCACCGUACCAUCGUCAUCCGCCGUGAAUACCUCCACUACGUCCCCAAGUACAACCGUUACGAGAAGAGACACAAGAACCUUGCCGCCCACGUCUCUCCCGCUUUCCGUGUUGAGGAAGGUGACUGGGUCACCGUCGGCCAGUGCCGCCCUCUGAGCAAGACUGUCCGCUUCAACGUCCUCCGCGUCCUUCCCCGUACCGGCAAGGCCGUCAAGGCUUUCUCCAAGUUCUAAGCGUGUCGAUGAAGAAGGGUGUGUUUUCGCGAGGAAGAUAAACCUAGGGCAGCGGCGUGACUGGAUAUAAACGGAAUAGUUUACGGGUUGGGAUUGUUUCACGAUUUCAUGUCCCAGGUACCCUUGUGGAAGGAAUAUCCAAUGAAAAAAUUAUUUUGAUUCUCCCACAUAGACUUCACUGUACAAGGUCUCGGGGGGGGAAAAACAUGGGGAACAUGCUAGUUUUCGAAGUUGGCCUUGCAAAUCAAGUCACUGUCCGCGC
Aspergillus ibericus CBS 121593 is the source of this 788-nucleotide messenger RNA. Its product is annotated as 40S ribosomal protein uS17. The record is from RefSeq and is a predicted model, not a curated record. Lineage: Eukaryota; Fungi; Ascomycota; Eurotiomycetes; Eurotiales; Aspergillaceae. Gene Ontology annotation, cellular component: cytosolic small ribosomal subunit; ribosome. Gene Ontology annotation, biological process: translation. Gene Ontology annotation, molecular function: structural constituent of ribosome. The coding region runs from base 44 to 526 and encodes 160 amino acids. The transcript is spliced from 3 exons.